GAAAGCGCGGGAGAAGAUGAAGAGAGCGUUGGAGGCGAGGAAACAAUCGGGAAUCUGGGGAUGACAACGAGAACACCCCGUAUGAGCCUGAGUGGCCGCCCGGGAGGAUUCUUCCGCGGCAUGGGGAGCCAACACCACCAACUCCACCACCACCAUCAUCAGCAGCAUGUGAGCUUUGACCCGGAAGCUCCAGAGCCGCCACCUCCGCCUCCCAUGCCACAGUAUCAUCACCACCAGACAUCGAAUUUCCUCGAGAAGCCCGAUGUCGAUAAAAAGGUCAAGCGGCACAGCAUCCACGGGAUGAUGGAAGAAGAGAAUGUAGUCAGGCCCCACCAGGAAAUGGAAAGUCUUUCUUUGGCUGAAAAAAAAUAUCUUCUAGCCGUUGAACGAGGGGAUGUCGCUUCUGUAAGAAGAAUGUUAACUCGAGCUCAACAUGACCAAUGGAUAAAAAUAAACUGCGUGGACCCUUUGGGAAGAUCGGCACUGCUUAUGGCGAUAGACAACGAAAAUCUGGAGAUGGUUGAACUUCUUAUAGAGUACAAGGUCGACACUAAAGAUGCUUUAUUACACGCAAUAUCAGAAGAAUUUGUGGAAGCUGUUGAGGUACUUCUCGAACACGAAGAGACUCUCCACAGAAAAGGCGAUCCCCACGUAAGCGGCUCGGCUGUGUCGUCUGCUUGUCAUAUGCCCGUUCGUAGCUUGUACUUUUCACUUAUUAGUUGGGAAGCUCUUCAUCCAGACACUGCAACUUUCACGCCAGAUAUCACGCCACUUAUUCUAUCUGCUCAUCGGGAUAAUUAUGAAAUUAUUAAAAUACUUUUGGACCGUGGCUCGGUUUUGCCGAUGCCACAUGAUGUUCGUUGUGGAUGUGACGAAUGUGUAACCUCAAGAAUGGAGGAUUCGCUGCGGCACUCUCGGAGCCGAAUAAAUGCAUACAGAGCGCUGGCAUCACCCUCGCUGAUAGCUUUGUCUUCCAAAGAUCCUAUUCUAACGGCCUUCGAAUUGUCGUGGGAGUUACGACGACUGUCUUUCCUUGAGCACGAGUUCAAAUGCGAGUACCAGGAACUUCGACGUCAGUGUCAGGAUUUUGCUACUGCACUCCUAGAUCACACGAGGAGUUCCCACGAGCUGGAAGUUCUUCUGAAUCACGACCCCACGGGACCAGCGUUCGAACACGGCGAGCGUAUGCACUUGAAUCGAUUGAAGUUAGCUAUUAAACUCCGUCAAAAAAAGUUCGUUGCUCACCCGAAUGUGCAACAGCUCCUAGCAUCAAUCUGGUACGAAGGGCUCCCAGGUUUUCGGCGAAAGAACAUGGUGCUCCAAGUACUAGAAAUAGUCCGAAUUGGAAUUUUGUUUCCGUUUUUCAGCGUUGCAUACAUAAUCGCGCCUCACAGCACAUUCGGGCAGACAAUGAGGAAGCCUUUUAUUAAAUUUAUCUGCCACUCGGCUUCCUACUUCACGUUUCUCUUCAUGCUGAUACUCGCGAGCCAAAGGAUAGAAAGUGGACUCGGACUUUGGAGCAGCGAAGACUACUCAGAGCAUGAGCCUGAACAAAUACCCCCGACGAAAAGGGGAGCAGCACCUUCUCUCGUUGAAUGGCAAGUAUUGUUCAUCCUGGCGUGGGUGUCGGGGCUUAUUUGGUCAGAAGUUAAACAAUUGUGGGACGUGGGACUGGAGGAGUACGUUAACGACAUGUGGAAUGUCAUUGACUUUGUCACUAAUUCUUUCUCGCUGAAGCUGGUGUACAUUUUCUCAGUAAAUCCCCACUUGGGUCCACUUCAGGUAUCACUUUCUCGGAUGGUUAUGGAUAUUAUGAAGUUUUUCUUCCUGUACGUACUCGUCCUAUUUGCAUUCUCCUGUGGGCUCAAUCAGCUGCUCUGGUACUACGCGGACAUGGAGAAAAAAAGAUGCCCCACGGCUAACUAUCCUUACAGUAAUAAUAACACCACCACUGAUUCCAAUGCUUGUAUCGUCUGGAGACGAUUUGCCAACCUUUUUGAGACAAUACAAACUUUGUUCUGGGCAGUAUUUGGUCUAAUCGACCUCGAAAGUUUUGAACUGGAUGGAAUUAAAGUGUUCACGCGGUUCUGGGGCAUGCUGAUGUUUGGUACUUACUCGGUUAUAAAUAUAGUUGUAUUAUUAAAUCUGCUGAUCGCUAUGAUGAAUCACUCGUAUCAGCUGAUAUCCGAGCGUGCGGACGUUGAAUGGAAGUUUGCGCGAAGCAAAUUAUGGAUCAGUUACUUCGAAGAAGGGGGAACUGUUCCACCGCCGUUCAAUAUCAUACCAACACCUAAAAGCAUGUGGUACAUAGGACAGUGGAUUUACAGAAAGUUCUGUGGGCACAGCAGGGCUGCUAAGAAAGAACAUAUGAGAACUAUUCGGCGCAAGGCCAAACAGGCGUCGGAGCGGGACCUGAGGUAUCAAAGUAUCAUGCGGAAUCUGGUCAGAAGAUACGUAACAGUCGAACAAAGGAAGACCGAGGGCGAGGGGGUCACCGAGGACGAUGUCAAUGAAAUCAAGCAGGACAUCAGUGCGUUCAGAUGCGAGCUCAUCGAGAUACUCAAGAAGUCGGGGAUGAACACGUCUACGUCCUCUGGAACCGGUACCGGCGCCGGGGGUAAAAAGAACCGCCAGAAAGAGCGGAGGCUGAUGAAAGGAUUCAAUAUCGCGCCGCAGCCCCCCAGCGGCAGCGGAACUUUGGCGCCGGUCGCUGAAUUCAUCGCCUCCCUUCAGCAAACUCCAGAUGAGUCCGAGAACCAGGAGCUCUUUGGCAGCACCCUCAGCAGCAUAUUCGGGCCGACCACCACCCCCAGGAAGAACCCUCAUCACAUCAGCACCAACAGCGUUCCGGGGCUGACCACUGGCAAUCGUCAGAAUCGAUGCACACGCAACGGGUCUCGCAAAAGGCGAUGGGGAACUUUAAUUGAAGCUGCCAAAGCACGUUCGCGCCUCCUUGCCGGAAGAUCCCGAUCAGAAGACUCAAUGUACCCACCAGCUUCCGAAGACGGCGGGUUCCGUUCCGAGGGAUCAUCAGACUCAAAGUCAUCCUUGGACGGCGGCCCGCAGCUUCCAUCUGCUCACGAGCAUUCCCAAACGGCGAGUCAGCAGAGCACAAACGGUCGCUCCGAAAACCACCACGUGUUUUCCCACGGUUUGGGCCCAGCCCUGGCAGCGCUCCGGAAAAAGCGCAAAAAGUUUUCCGCCUCCCGGGCUUCUACCCCCGCGAUCACCAGCGAAAACGCGAGCACCGUCGACAGCCUGUCGACGCUUCCUGUGAGGAACUCCUCGGCCUCCUCGGCGAUCGGGAAGAUCACCUCCAAAAACCAGCUCCAUCGAGCCAGCAGUGUUCCGGCUCGCAGUCCAGAUCUUUCUGCGCACAAUUUAUCCCGAAGGCACGAUUCUACUCAGAGUCAGCAGCCCAGUCUUGAUACCAUCGAGAUUGUUAGUGUUAGUGAACGACUCGAAAACGAUGAUGUGCGAAUAGACGUCGAACCGAUGAGUCCUUCAACAACCGAAGAAAGUUUUGUAGGUCACCCGACAACCUCCAGGGAUGCGGUACCAGUUCAAAGUCUUACUACAAGCGUAAAAAGAAACGGUUCUGCGACACAAUUGCAGCGACUACCAGGCAUUGAGACAAUUCGUGAUGUCACCUCCGGCUGGCUCUGA
Messenger RNA from Cotesia congregata, 3666 nucleotides. NCBI's taxonomy places the organism in Eukaryota, Metazoa, Arthropoda, Insecta, Hymenoptera, Braconidae. The record is from the annotation of a GenBank genome assembly.